UGUCCCCGUGGCCAUGCUGUGCCGCGCGCUGCUCCGCCGCGCCGCCGCCGCGCCCGCCCGUCCGUCCUCAGCGCUUCCCCUGCAGCAUCUCUUGGAGAACUACCAGUGCAGCCAAGAAGAUGACCACCUGUCUUACGGAGAAACGGGAAUGCCGGUCCCUCCUUUCGGCUGCACCUUUUCUACAGCCCCAAAUUUGGAGCACGUACUGGCAGUUGCAAAUGAAGAAGGGUUUGUUAGACUGUAUGAUACUGAAGCACAGACCACCAGCAAGCUCGUUUUUAAAGAAUGGCAGGCUCACUCAAAUGCUGUAUUUGACCUUGCCUGGGUGCCAGGGGAACACAGGAUUGUCACUGCUUCAGGAGACCAGACAGCCAAGGUGUGGGAUGUGAGAGCUGGCGAGCUUCUUGGCAUAUGCAAAGGUCACCAGUGUAGCCUCAAGUCAGUUGCUUUUUCUAGAUUUGAGAAAGCUGUCUUCUGUACUGGAGGCAGAGAUGGAAACAUCAUGGUUUGGGAUACCAGGUGCAACAAGAAAGAUGGCUUCUACAGACAGGUGAAUCAAAUCAGUGGAGCACACAACGUGGCUGACAAGCAGACUCCUUCCAAACAGAAGAAGAAGAGGCAGAACCUGAGAGGACUUGCUCCCUUGGUGGAUUUCCAGCAGAGUGUAACUGUGGUGCUGCUUCAGGACGAGCAUACUCUGAUCUCUGCAGGAGCUGUUGAUGGUGUGAUCAAAGUGUGGGACUUGCGCAGGAACUACGCCGCCUUCCGUCAGGACCCGCUGCCCAUCAGGUCUUUCUGCUACCCUGGAACCAGCACUCGCAAGCUUGGAUAUUCUAGCCUGGUUUUGGAUUCCACUGGUGCUAAUCUCUUUGCUAACUGCACUGAUGAUAGUAUCUACAUGUUCAAUAUGACAAGUUUAAGGACCACUCCAGUGGCUGUUUUCAGCGGACACCAGAAUUCAACCUUUUACAUUAAAUCCAGCACCAGCCCAGAUGACCAGUUCCUGGUCAGUGGCUCGAGUGACUGCAAUGCAUACAUCUGGAAGGUUUCUGAGCCCAGCCUUCCUCCACGGAUACUCCUUGGUCACUCUCAAGAAGUUACCUCCAUUGCUUGGUGUCCUUCAGACUUCACUAAGAUUGCCACGUGCUCUGAUGACAACACUGUGAGGAUUUGGCGCUUACGACGUUGUCCUGAGGAGGAGAAAUCAGUACCCAGAAAAGCCAACUUGGUGGGCUGGGUCACUCAGAAGAAACCAGAAGAACAUGGAGCAGGGCGACCAGCCAGCCCACAGAGCACUCCUGCCAAGGCCUUGACAGCGGGCAGCAUGUGCAUUUCCUCGCCACGGCCCGCUGCCUGUGCUCCCACUUACUCUGGAGACCUUCCGCUGCCAACCAACACUCCGACGGUCGCUGUCAAAACCCCGACCACCACAGCCUCCACCCCAGCCAAGCCCCCUGGAGCCAGCCCGUGUGCCUCUCCCAAACUGAUCCCUUCCUCCAAAAUGUCCAUCAAACAUUGGGUUACAAGGACUCCGUGCUCUUCUCCUCCAGAAGUGGAGAAAAAGGCUCCUUCUCCUAGAAAAGCCCUGGCAGAAGUCCCCCAGGGUCUCCUGGAAGCUGCUUGCCCUCCCAAAGUCCCACACUCACAGUUUGAAAAGCGUGCCAAGAGAAGGCUUGACUGCAGCAAGGAGGGUGAUGCGGGGCAGAAGUGUCUGCAGGCCUGUAGCUGUGUCACUGAGCUGGACCAUGCAGCUAAGAAAUCCAAGCUGAAUUUAUGUCACUUGGUUCCAGACCAAAAAGCUUCUGAUGAAGACUCUCUCAGCCUGGCUGACUUGACUAACGACCAUGAAAGCUCCAGCCACAGCCCAAAAGAGCCUUCCCUUUCUGGAAGCCAUAUUAAUCCAUCAGGCAUUCAAACUUCCCCCCAGCUUUUCAGAUCUCCACAUGGGAAAGACACUGAGGUAGUAGAUAAAGAGAACAGUUCUCCUGAAAGAAAAAAUUGGUUGUCUGCUCUGGGAGAGAAGCUACGGACUGGCAGAGCUGGCAGCCAGAGCACAUCAAACAGCCCCCUGUCAUCCUGCAGUCCUGGUGCCAAAAGACAGGAGUCUGUGGCAGUGGCCACUUCGCCAAAAACUGCUUCAGCCACUUCCGUUUCCAUGAGGAAGAUCUGCACAUACUUCCACAGGAAGCCACAGAGUGACUGAAGCAGCGUGCAGUGGUUGCACCUGAGGGGUGUUGACACCGAGGUAUCAGGACCAGACCUAACAAUGCCAACAACGAUGCACCAGGAUUACACAAUUUGUUGUCAGAACUUCACAGACUUGAGGUUUUAGUCUUCCUGUUUUUAAAGUUGUUAACAGUUGAAGUCAGCUGAGUGUGUAAAAUAUACACAAUACUUACUCAUGGUCUCUUUCUGACUUAGGGUAUGUAUUUUCUUAUAAACAAGGUGGUUUUUACGUGGCAACUGUUCUAGUCCAAAGACAGCAACAGCUCUGCUGUGUAUUGUUGACAGGCGCAUAUAGCUUGUUAGUUUAUGUUACUAAUCUGCUGUUCAAAUCUGCCUCUACUUAAGAGUAGUGUGUAAAUCAUUACACUCUCCUGAAUGUGUGUACAGAAACUUACUGGAGGUACAGCUGAGCCUCUUCAUGCCAAAUGGCAUUUCUGCAGUUACUCCUCUAGCAGUGCAAUGACUGCCUGCUUCCAGCAGGGAAGUUAGCAAUGUGUUAAUUAAAUAUAAAAAGCUUUUAAAUACCCCAUGUCCAUCUGAUGGUGACUAUGAUGUAAGAAGAGACAAAGUAUAAUCAAGUACGUAAUGCCUGUACUCCCCUUGCCAUCCCCUUUCUUCUCCACUCUGGAAACUACUGUAUUUAUCUACUUAGCUGCCUCUUGAACCAUCAGCACUACAGCUCUUGAGACCAAAAGUUUACCACUUCUAUGAAAUAAAAUACUGGCGAGGUGUGUUAGAAGAAUUACUUUGGUCUAUCCUAAAUAGCCAUCCCCUAGCAGCCCAUUGCCAGUCAGCUCUUACAGGUUCAGCCUGUAGCAAAGGCAUUAGUAACUGCUUAUAACAUACCUGCAUAACACUUUUAUAAUACAGUAGUUACAAAAUGAUACCUUAUAAACUGGGAGAGAGGCAACUGACAUUUUAGAAAGCACUUGAGAGCGUUUACAUAUUAAUUUUAAACGCUUUGCCAUUGUUAGUCAUCCCUGGUGCUGAUAGAACAUGGUCACUGAAAUGAGAUCACUGUCCUGCUAGCUAAUGACACUAAUUUCUCAGCCAAGCUUUCCCCAGGAUCUUCUAGUAGAAGUAGGAUCUUCUGUUAGAAGAGCCUCAUCUUAGGUUGGAGCAUUUACUCUGUUUUCUAGUGUAAUAGUUCCUGUGAACUUCAAAACCAAACCCUCUGAAUCCCUAGUAAGUUUCUCUACUGCAGAAGAAUUGAGGUAUUUGAAGGGGAUAGGAUCCCACUAACUUAUGUUUUCUAUCCUAAAUUUUAACACCUACUUCAGAGUAACAUUGGAAAGCAAGGUAGCCGAAAGGGAUUAGAAGGAAACAUGCUGGUCUGUAUUUUAUGUGGUAGAUUGUAUUUUGCAAGGAAAUAAAUUACUUGAGAUAAAAUGGCUUUUGUGAAAGGUCUGUUACAGCUACAAAGCAAAAGUAGAUGUGUAGUGUGCUUUUUAAAAAAAGAGUAGUUACUAUCAUGUUGCAUCUUUUAGCAGAAGCACUCGGGUACGAAUAGGGGCCAGAGCAGCUUUCUCUUGUUUACUGAAUUACAGGCCAUCAUCCUAUGAAAGUCAAUGUAGUGCUUCAGGCAUAUUUUUAUAAUUCUUCUUAAAAAAAAUUGAUUUUUUAAAAGUGAUUAUCUGAAUAGAUCUAGUACCUUAGGCAAAACAGGAAUAUAAAAAAACCUGCUUGUUUAAUUUUAACCUACUUCUGGAUAUUGAAGUAGAUGGAAGUAGUAGAAACAUAACCUAAAAUAAGUAGGUUUGGGAUUUAAUUCAGUCUUAAUUUUAAUUAUUAUAGUGGCUGUGUGGGGUACAACCUGCCUUGCCUACAACCAGAUUUUCAUGCAGGAUUCUUCCAUGCAGUUUGUAAAAAACAUUGCAGAAUAAGGAAAUCUGAACCCUAUUGAAAUACAUGAGAGUCAUCAGACACUUCAACAAUAGGAUUUCAUCUUUCUCCACUCUUCCACAAUAUUUUCCUCCUCCAGAAAUGUUCUGCAGCCAAACCAUUAUCUCCUGUAUCUUGUAAAUGACUACCUAGAGAUGAUAUACACUUAUGGGUUACCACUUGGAUGAAUAACAUUCUGUGGCCAUGUGAGAUUUUCUUCUUUCAGAUGGUACUUGUUUAGUGGAACAACUUGCUUUAUGGACCACCAGGCAUUAAUUUUUUCAUCUGAAGCUCGUAUCAACCUGGUUCAGAGUCUAGGAGAACUAAAUAAAACGUAUUUUUUUAUGUCCAACUGCCUUGACCUUACUGUGAUAAAAUCAAAAUUGCAAAAGCACAGAAAAAUUGCUGAUACAAAUCCUAUGUCGGGGUUCAGAGUACCCAGUACUGCCUUUACCUGAGAAGCUUGAUAAAAUAAGCAUCCAGAGAGCUGCUUUGUAUUGUUUUUGGCCAGCAAGCUAUACCUCUGAAUUUUCUUUCCUAUACCUCUGAAUUUUCUUUCUUUCUAAAGGAUUUACAGAAACUCUGACCUCCAUGUGUUACAAUCAAAUUAAGCCUUUUAAGGUAUUAUUCCCAAAUCCUACAUAUGUAUGUAAAUCCCACCUUAAGUAUCUUACAGGUUUUUCCAUGCAGAUGAUAGUGCUUCCUGAUGUCUUGUCUCGGUCCUCGGUGUUCACCCUCUAACUGCCAAGUGCGAUUUGGAACUGACCACAGCAGUUUCUGAUGGUGCUGCAUCCAAGAGCUGUUGCUGCUGCUCUGUUGGAAGUUGUGCCUCUCCCUGCUCAGCUCUGAGCAGCCAACCAGUUUGGAUUAAGGGCAGCUUGACAGCGACUGGGGCUAACCCUGCUCGGCAAAACUGAGCAGGCACUCCCAGGAUCUGUACAGAUGCAUGGUCAGCAAGCCUGGGCAAGCAUUUCUGCUGGGAACAGCACUCACUUCACAGUCCCUUGGGGAAGCUAACUACCAAGAAAACCUAAAAUUUAAUUGCCUCAGUUCCCUGCCUCAGCAGAUAGUUGUAGACCAAAACCGUGGAGGGGACUGAUGUGAGCGUGUGGGGACAACAUUGCCACCAAGGGGACUGUGCUGUCUAACUACCUCUUGAUGUGUAGAGCUGGCCACUUCUUGUUGGUCAGGGAGUGCUUGAGUCUUCCUCUGGCAUGGUUGUUUCUGCAGCCACUGAACAUGGCUGAAAUCUCCAGUAUGGUGAGUGUCCACACCACCUUGUAAACUGAGGUGACAGAAAAACGCACUACUGUGGCAUUGAAAAAUGUUCUAGUUGCUCUCUGUAUGUGGUAUAUAAUUUCUUAAGUUCUGUUUAGAAAUAGAUGCUUUUCAGCCAGGGAUUUGCCAAAAGCAUUUGGUAGCUGGGUAUUCAAGGGUUUGUGUGUGGCUCUUUUAAAGAAGCUCCUCAAGGUCAAAUAUUAAGAGUUUUUCAUCACCAAUAUUUAUUUGCCAGUAAAUGGGAAAUGGUGUUCAUCUUCAGGUCCACUAAAAUCAAAUUUCAUUCUUUCCCUCCUGAAGCUGACCUAAACAGUUUUCCAAGUGGAAAUUACCACCCUCUGUCUCUACACAGAACACAGAACCCAAUGGUUCAUGGUUUUCCCUCUCUCUGAUUUAUGUAUGGCCCAGUGUACAAUAAAUAAAAUACAUCCUGUUACUA
Corvus hawaiiensis (hawaiian crow) is the source of this 5824-nucleotide messenger RNA. It is a transcript of the gene DTL, whose product is annotated as denticleless E3 ubiquitin protein ligase homolog. The record is from RefSeq and is a predicted model, not a curated record. Gene Ontology annotation, biological process: mitotic G2 DNA damage checkpoint signaling; proteasome-mediated ubiquitin-dependent protein catabolic process. Gene Ontology annotation, cellular component: nucleus. Gene Ontology annotation, molecular function: protein-macromolecule adaptor activity; protein binding. NCBI's taxonomy places the organism in Eukaryota, Metazoa, Chordata, Aves, Passeriformes, Corvidae. The transcript has 15 exons. The coding region runs from base 14 to 2203 and encodes 729 amino acids.